Molecule: messenger RNA, 1524 nt
Organism: Stylonychia lemnae
Lineage: Eukaryota; Ciliophora; Spirotrichea; Sporadotrichida; Oxytrichidae
Source: the annotation of a GenBank genome assembly
AUGACUUAGCACAGUUCUGACCUAAGCAAAAACAGGAAGACAGCUUAAUUCUUGAUAUCCUCUUAAGCUAGUGAUAACCAAUAUCACUUGAGAAAAUAAGAUAAAUCUACAAGAAUAGAUGUCUUAGAGAAGGAGAUGAAGUCUCUGAUAGAAAGAAAUAAUGAAUUACAACAAAUAGUCAAGUAUUUUCAGGCAAACUUAAGCAGGUUAUCUCUCUAAAUUGAUUCUGAUAUGUCAAUUGCCUUGAAUAAUUUCAGAGGCAGUUCCUAUUAAAAAGUAGUAACUCAGAAUGAUUAUUAGUUUUUGGACUAGUCGCGUAACUUUAGUUAUAACACUGACAAUGAUUUUUUGAAUCCUCAUUAGAAGAAGGAGGGUAGAGCUGAUCUCAUGAAUUAUCUAGGCUCAAUUGAGGAGGAAGAAAUACAGUAAAAUAGAGAUUCUGUAUGCGAGCCACCUAUCUCUGAAAAUCGUAUUCCUCCAAAACAGAAAAAUAACUAUCAUGAGGAUCUGAUGCGGAAUCUUGAGUAUCAAAUAACUAAAGUAUUCAAGUUGAUUAAUUCUAAAUUUACCGCCAACAACAGAUUGAAUGUUAGUCUUGAGGAAAGGAAACGAGACACAAUGGGUUCAAAAGGCAAUAAAUUUAGCGGGGCUAGAAGAAGUUAAACGCCUCAUCACUUUGAAAGGAAUAAAUUAUUGGUGCUUAAGGAUAGUUUUAAUAAUGGAGGUGGAGGCACCGGUAGCGCUUCAGGACUUAACUAGUAUUUUGUAAACAAUCAUAAUUUUGCUGGAGUUAGACAAUCCAACGCUAGUAUUAAAAAUAUUUAGACAAAUUUUGGAAUGAGUCCCAAUUCUCCAACGAUGAAUAAUCUACUUGGAAAUGAACAUCAGAAUAAUUAAGUUUAUUAUGCUACAAGUGAUAUCAGCAGAGAGGAAAAUAAUGAUAAUAAUAGCUAGAAGUUGCAUUUCUAAAAUAGUAAAAAAAUAGAUUAAAAAUCUAAGCAUCGAAUUCAAUCUACUUAAGAGAGAAAUUAUUCAUCUGUUCCCAGAGAUUCAAGAAAAUUUCACCCUCAAAAUAAAGUGGCUAAUCAUUCCUAACUUUUGAGUACAAAUUAUCAGAAUGAGUUGCAUAGUUUUAAUGACAUCUCUGGAACUGUAACUAAGUAGUAUAAUUCUCAUAAUAGAAGUGGAGGAUAAAGCUACACCAAUUUACCUAACCUUGAUUAAACUCAAGGAAGCGGCUUGCCUAUUUUCGAUGAACCAAUGAAAUGGAUGCCUAAUGAAAAAUCCUCAACCUGCCAGUUAUGCCAGAAAAUCUUUAAUAUCUUCAGAAGAAAGCAUCACUGCAGAGGUUGUGGAAGCCUUAUUUGCAGCAAAUGCUCGCCUGAUAAAGAUUAUGUAGCUGGCUAUAAGGAUAAAAAAGUAAGGAUCUGUAAAAAUUGUGAUUUAACAAGACAGAGAAGAAAAACUGAGACUGGUAAGUUAAAUGUUUUCACUUCAGCAAAGACUAUCUCAAAGAAAAAAUGA